Molecule: messenger RNA, 2823 nt
Organism: Cydia splendana
Lineage: Eukaryota; Metazoa; Arthropoda; Insecta; Lepidoptera; Tortricidae
Exons: 2
Coding region: 13-2823 (936 amino acids)
Source: RefSeq, a predicted model, not a curated record
UUGUUUAAAAAAAUGCCUCCACGUCGGCGUCGUAAUGGAAGACUCUCGUUGGGUUCACAAGGGAGCACCGAAUCAAUCAACGAGAACAGUAUCACAAUGAACCAGGACGCCCUAACGGCGGUGUUGACCACCUUGCAACAGACUCAGAACGAGUUUUGUCAGCAAUUGCUUCGCGAGGUGAGGUCCUCGACUCCAUCACAGGCCGACGCCACGGCUGCUGCCAUCGCUGCGGCUGCUACGUUCGCUGCAGCUAAUGGUAACUUUGCACAAUGUACGGCGCGUUACAGCGGCAACAAAGAGGAGCACCUGGAAAGCUUCGUGGAUGCCGUAGAAAGUUACAAGUCGUGCAUGCAUAUUACGGACGAAAAUGCUGUUCGCGGUCUGUCGCUACUGCUUACCAAGGAUGCAGGAGUUUGGUGGCAAGGUGUAAAAUCACAAGUAAGGACGUGGGAAGAUGCGCUCGACAAGCUGCGAAGUGCUUUCGGCGAGCGACGCCCUCCUUUUGUAAUAUACACAGAGCUUUUCUCUUUGGUUCAAGGUGAACAAAAUACGGAGAUUUUUGUUUCGAAAGCCAGAGCAUUGUUAGCUAAACUGCCACCAGAAGACCUUAGCGAGCGAGUCCAAAUAGAUAUGGUAUUCGGGCUCUUAGAUCGCCGCAUAAGAAAAAGAUUAAAAAGAGAAAACAUAGAUACGUUUGAUACAUUGUUGAAACAUUGUCAAAGUAUUGAAGAUUCACGCAAAGAGAAUCAUGUACCCGUUGCGGCAAAGAAGUCGAACGACCGUGAAAAUUCUACAGCAGCGAGCGUUUCGCCGAAUCGCGCAAGGUCGCGCGCCACCGGUACGGGCGGCGUUGCUAAGCAACGCGUUGCGGCCGCCGAAGGUACCUACGCUUCAACGUCGCGUGCGCCGUCGUCUUCCGAUCAGGCUGACGUCAAACCUCGCCGUUUGUAUUGCGUUUACUGUCGUCGCGGCGGGCACAGUAAAGACAAUUGUGAAAGGUUAAAUAAAAGUGAAGAUAGUGAUAAGACUGAUAAGUGCGUAGAAAAUAAGGUCGUUGAAAAAGUGAAGUGUUACGGUUGCGGUGCCCCUAAUGUUAUUCGGUCCAAGUGUCCUAACUGUAACUCUAAAUCGGGGCUGUCGUUUUAUUCGCUCGACGUAGUAUCCUGUCACGUCGACGACGCCGCUAGCCCGCGCGAGGGCGGGUUGAACGGACACGACUCGUUGCAACAUGCAUCACCACCGCCGCCCGACGCCGCGAAGGCGCGUGCUCGGCACGGUGAAACUCCCGCCGUACGGCUCGGCGAAAGUCCUGCGCGCGCUCACGAGUGUUCGCGAGAGCGCGAUACUUACGCCGCCCGUCGCGGAGCAGCGGCGCGCACCGCGCGCACGUUAAGCGAUGCGCCGGUGCCAGGGACAAGCGCCGGCGCCGCGCCGAGCGCUAACCCUUCGCCCGCGCACUGUGGAGGAGGUAACCCUACGCCUGCCGUGGGUGAUUUUAGUUAUGUACAAACAUUGUUUUGUAAUAAUGAAAAUCAAGCUCUGUCUUGUAAUAAUGAUAAUCAAACUUUAUUUUGUGUCCAUGAAAGUCAAGUUUGUGUUGAUAAAAUCAAUGUUUGUCAGGUAAAUGUCAAGGCUUCUCCCCGCCCUAUUAUGAUUAUAAAUGUUCUCGGGGCGAGUGGUUCUGCACUUGUUGAUCCUGCGGCUAAGGCUAGUGUCGCCGGUCACACGUUAUAUGCUUUCCUGCGAAGUAAAGGACACCCGUUAGUGUCGUCAACAAUGAGUGUUAGGUUGGCAGACGGUGUUAGUAGGAAUAUGACUGUACUCAUCGCAGAGGUGGAGGUGACACUGAAACACAAGACAAGAAAAACUAGUUUUGUGAUUUUUCCUGAUGCCGUCGGUAACGAAUCUCUCUUAGGAAUAGACUUCCUUAAGGAUUUUGAUUUAAUUGUGGAUUUUCGCGACGAUCUCUGGUAUUUCGCUGAAAAUAGUAAACAAAAGUAUGAGUUACAGUUUGAAAGCGUGUCACCUCCCGCUCUGUGUGUUGCUGCUUUAGAGGUGCUUCGGGAGGACGAAGCCACGUUGCUCGACGCGCAACAACGCGAGUUGCUUUCCCAGUUGCUCACGGAGAACAGGGACCUGUUUGAGCCAGGGGGAGGGCCAACUCCUUUUGCUGAGCACAGGAUCGACACGGGCGACCAUGCGCCUAUCGCGGUGCCGCCUUAUCGUGUCACGCCUGCUAAGAAGGAGGUAAUGCGAGCGGAAAUAGAGAAGAUGCUGGCAGACGAUAUAAUAGAGGAAUGCGAGUCCCCAUGGGGCUCCCCAGCACUCUUGGUCCCCAAGGCUAAUGGCAAGUCUCGUCAGCCAGGUGAUGUAUUUGACGUCGGGGACAAUGUCCUCAUUAAGUCGCACGUUCUUAGCAAUGCGUCAAAGAACGUCUCUGCCAAGUUUGUACCAAAAAGAGAUGGCCCUUACCUGGUCGUUAAGAAGGUUAGUCCGACAACUUACCUGGUCGCUGAUCCUGGCUCACCCGGUGAGAUUCUGGGCAAGUAUCACUCCUCUCAGCUCGUUCGAUUUAAUAGUAGAGAUGAUGUGCUUCCUUCUCCCGUAGUGCCAAAACGAAAUAGAGGUCGUCCACGUAACCGAGACCAGAGUGUUGUGCGAGUCCAUGGACGUGGGCGUCUUCAUGAACUCGAGGGGGAGUCUAUAGCGUGUGACAGGGACAGCACGCCCACGCGUGCGUUAGAAAGGGAUAUCACGCCUUGUGAGCGUCUUCCCAAGAGAACCAAUCGCGGUCGACUCCCGGCUCGCUUCUUGACAGAUUAA